This is a messenger RNA of Varanus komodoensis (Komodo dragon), 1669 nucleotides long. It is a transcript of the gene KLHDC2, whose product is annotated as kelch domain containing 2. The record is from RefSeq and is a predicted model, not a curated record. NCBI's taxonomy places the organism in Eukaryota, Metazoa, Chordata, Lepidosauria, Squamata, Varanidae. The transcript is spliced from 13 exons. Bases 21 to 1145 code for a protein of 374 amino acids. Gene Ontology annotation, molecular function: protein binding.
UAUCGUGCUCUGGUGUUGGCAUGGCAGAUGACAAUGACGAGCUGGCAGCAGAUGACGAGCUGCUGCCGCCAGCGGAAGACAACGCCGAGCAGCCGGAGAACGGCAUCCCCGCAGAACGGAGCGGCCACGUGGCCGUCACCGAUGGGCAGUGCAUGUUCGUGUGGGGUGGGUACAAGAAUGCUCAGGUGAGGGGAUUUUACGACUUCUACCUUCCCAGAGAUGAAAUCUGGAUCUAUAACAUGGAAACCGGAAGAUGGGCCAAGCACCGAGCAUCGGGGGAGGUGCCCCCUUCCAUGUCGGGAAGCUGCGCCGUCUGCAUGGACAGGAUCUUGUACCUGUUUGGAGGGCACCACGCAAGUGGAAACACGAAUAAGUUCUACAUGCUGGACUUCAGGUCGAACGAGCAAGCGCUUCAGUGGGUCAGGGUGGAAUGCCAGGGUGUUCCUCCAUCAUCAAAGGACAAACUCGGAGUUUGGGUUUAUCGAAGCAGGCUAGUCUUCUUCGGUGGCUACGGCUACUGCCCUGAAGGGGAGCAGAUCGGAACUUUCGAGUACGACGAAACUUCCUUUUGGAAUGCUGGCCUUCCUAGAGGAUGGAACGACCACGUGCACGUCCUGGACACAGAGACCUUUACCUGGAGCCAGCCUGUGACCACGGGUAAAUCGCCGUCACCCCGAGCGGCGCAUGCGUGUGCCACAGUCGGCAACAGAGGCUACGUCUUCGGGGGCAGAUACCGCGAGUCCCGGAUGAACGACCUCUACUUCCUCGAUCUGGACAAGUGGGAGUGGCACGAGAUAGUCACGCAGGGCAUUUGCCCCGUUGGUCGGUCUUGGCACUCUCUGACUCCCAUCUCAACCGAUCACCUCUUCCUCUUUGGCGGGUUCACCACCGACAAGCAGCCACUCAGUGAUGCCUGGAUCUACUGCAUCAGUAAAAACGAAUGGAUACAGUUUGAGCACAAUUACUCAGAGAAACCCCGCCUCUGGCACACGGCCUGUGCGAGCGACGAGGGAGAGGUGGUUGUCUUUGGGGGCUGCGCCAACAAUUUACUCGCCCAUCAGAAAGCAGCACAUAGUAAUGAGAUCCUUGUGUUUUCUCUUCAACCAAAAUCUCUUGUAAGAUCACAUUUCUGUCGUCAUGUAUAGUGGUCUUUUUAAAUGCAGCUUAUGAUGAUUUUAAAGCACUCUGAUCAGCUCCCGUCUGCACAGUUCAUGUGUGUUUGGUCUUGGUAUAAUACGCUUUGCCUAACAGAAAUGUGCGCCGUGAGCACGGCCCAUACACGCUUCUCUCUCCUACCAGGCUGUGCCUGGAGUCCAUUAUCUGCUUCAAGGAGCUCCUGGCCAGCUCCUGGCACUGCCUGCCCAAGCACCUGCUCCACAGCCUGGACCGGCACUUCGGGAGUAACAACACGUCCGGCUCCUAGGAAGCGCGAGCAAGCGAGUGCUGGCUGCACGGGGCACGGACGAGCCCCUCUGCGAAGCGAAGCAAGCGUCUGACCGGUCCCGUGCGGCAAAAUGUGACAUUUCUGUGGGUCAAACAUCUUUGCGUUGUAAGUAGUGAGCCCCUCCUGCCUGGACCCUUUUUGUUGUUGCAUGUGAAUGGCUUAGAGAAGAACCUAUUUUUGUGUAAAAAUUUUGUUUGCAAUAAACGUAUUUAAUGCAAGUGUCAA